AUGAUCGGCCACCCCAAGCACGUCCAGAAGGCCCUUGAUGUUGGCGUUGAUAUUAUCUGCGCCCAGGGUGGUGAGGGCGGUGGUCACACCGGCGAUGUCCCUACCACUGUCCUCAUCCCCACCGUUGCCAAGUUGGUCGAGGGCAAGAAGAGCCCUCUGACUGGCCAGCCCGUGCAGGUCAUCGCGGCCGGUGGUCUUUUCAACGGUAACUCGGUUGCUGCUGCCCUUAUGCUCGGCGCCUCCGCUGUCUGGAUUGGUACCCGCUUCAUCCUGUCUGAUGAGGCCGGUGCCCCUGUCGCUCACCAAGAGGCCGUCCGUACCUCCAACUUCGAGGAUAACAUCCGUACUAUUAUCUUCACUGGUCGUCCCCUCCGUGUUCGCAAGAACCCUUACAUCGUCAACUGGGAGGAGAACCGCCACGAGGAGAUCAAGCAACUCACCUCCAAGGGUAUCAUCCCCGUCGAGCACGAUAUGGAGAACCUGCCCGAUGAUGUCGAUGAUGACACUUUGGACAAUGCCCGUCCUUUCUUGAUGGGCAAGGUUGCCGCCGUUGUCAACGAGAAGAAGUCUGCCAAGGCUAUCGUUGAUGAGCUCGUCGGAGAUGCCGCUGUUCUGCUCCAAAAGGGCAACAAGAUGGUUGCUAAGCUGUAA
Molecule: messenger RNA, 651 nt
Organism: Penicillium crustosum
Lineage: Eukaryota; Fungi; Ascomycota; Eurotiomycetes; Eurotiales; Aspergillaceae
Product: NAD(P)H-dependent flavin oxidoreductase
Exons: 2
Coding region: 1-651 (216 amino acids)
Molecular function (GO): nitronate monooxygenase activity
Source: RefSeq, a predicted model, not a curated record